Messenger RNA from Lycium ferocissimum, 1057 nucleotides. RefSeq names its product AT-hook motif nuclear-localized protein 7-like. Lineage: Eukaryota; Viridiplantae; Streptophyta; Magnoliopsida; Solanales; Solanaceae. Bases 208 to 798 code for a protein of 196 amino acids. The record is from RefSeq and is a predicted model, not a curated record. The transcript is spliced from 4 exons. Gene Ontology annotation, molecular function: minor groove of adenine-thymine-rich DNA binding.
UUAGUUUAAUUUAGAGUUUUUAAAUAUUAAAGUUUAGCUUUUUGGAAAUACUGAAAAGUACUAUAAGUUACAAUUCUUGUAGGGAGAGGGUAAAAGAAAAUAUUUUAAGAUGUUCAUCAAAAUUCACUUAUAGUUUGAAUCUUGAAAAGUGAAAAGUGCCAAAUAUUUACCAAUUUAGCAUACGCUCAGAGAUUAUUGGGUUUCUUGAUGGUUACAGGUGUCGUUGGAUUUGGCUUUACACCGCAUCUUAUCACUGUGAACGCCGGGGAGGACAUAGCGUCAAUGAUAAUGACUUUUUUGCUGCAAGUACCACAGGCAGUUUGUAUUCUCUCCGCAACUGGAGUUAUAUGUAAUGUUACCCUCCGGCAACCUUCAAUGGAUGGCGGCAGUGUGACUUAUGAGGGUCUAUUUGAAAUCAUCUCAUUAUCGGGUUCAUUUUUGCUGUCAGAAAUUAAUGGUAGCCGUAGAAGAAAAGGUUGUCUAAGCGUGUCAGUGGCUGGGCCAGAUGGUAGAGUUUUGGGCGGCGGAGUUGCCGGAAUGCUUAUGGCUGCCACUCCAGUACAGGUAGUUGUGGCUAGCUUCAUUGCGGAAGAGGAAAAGCCUAAGUCUGAGGCACCAUCUUCAAUUCCGCCUCCAAAUAUGUUGAAUUUUGGUGCACCGGUAACCGAGGCGAGCUCUCCUUCCCCGGGUGCCUCAAGCGACUCAUCCGAUGAGAUCGGUGGUAGUCCUCUCAGCCACGAACGGGUACCUUUUGGUAAUGUUUCUCAACCGAUGCACGGGAUGCCAACAACAUAUUAGGGCCAAACAAUGUGAAAAAGCUUCUUUAAACUGACAUGAUGCGACUGAGUAGGCUCAAAUUUUAGGCGUUAGAUCAAGUUCAUGACUUAAGCUUGCUUAAAUUUUUUUUUCUCUUUUCGUUAGCUUUUGUCUACCCUAAGUCUUAGACUCUUAGUAUAUGUUAGGUGACCUUUGGUUGAGUAUCAUUUUAUUUUCAGAUUAACAAACCUUUUUAUUUGUAACUUUCUUAUGGAUUAGGUCUUAAUGCAAUUACCCCCUU